This is a messenger RNA of Salvia hispanica, 1590 nucleotides long. Its product is annotated as RNase H family protein. Gene Ontology annotation, molecular function: nucleic acid binding; RNA-DNA hybrid ribonuclease activity. NCBI's taxonomy places the organism in Eukaryota, Viridiplantae, Streptophyta, Magnoliopsida, Lamiales, Lamiaceae. The record is from RefSeq and is a predicted model, not a curated record.
CACCCCCCACCCACUCCCUAAUCUCACCUCCGUCCACAAACUUGCUGACUCUCCCCCCACCCGUUCCGUACAACCUCAGCUCCACCACCCUUUUCCCCUACCCUACUCCUACACCACCCCCUACCUAUACCUUUCCCCCUCCCCCUCUCAUGCUAUUGCUAACCUCACUUGUUACAGGAAGGGUUUCGCUAAUCUUGCUGCGCUACUUGAUGUUUUAUUUUCUCUACAAUUGAUACGAAGUUGGGGAAGUUUGGUUCUUCAAGUAGGAGAUACGGAAACUCUAAAAUCUUGAGAACUGGAGGGAGAUAAACUGUAAUGAUCGGUUUGUUUCGUGCAUGUGGUCCAUCAAUAUUCCCGGGAACUAAGCAUUUCAUUACUACAAGCCCAUCGUGCAAAACUCUUUUUAAUUCAUGGGGAGCAAGCUUGCAGAAUUCUAGUGCUAGGACAGUGAAGUUUGAAUUGUUGUUUACAAGGCUUCAGUGUCAGAGCUAUUCAUCAAAAAAGUUGGGGGGAGGUAGUUCCCGUAAGGGGAAACUCGAGUCUAAACCACUAAUGAAGGACGACAAGGAAGCCUUUUUUGUUCUUCGCAAGGGUGAUCUCGUUGGGGUUUACAAAAGCUUAAGUGAUUGUCAAGCUCAAGUUGGAACCUCGAUAUGCGAUCCUCCUGUCAGUGCAUACAAAGGUUAUAACAUGCCCAAAGACACUGAGAAGCAUCUCAUGUCUAGUGGGCUUAAGAAUGCUCUUUACUCCAUUAGAGCUUCUGAUCUUACUGAAGAACUUUUUGGCACUCUUAUACCGUUGCCUGCCUCAUAUAGAGGUGAAACAUCUAGUGAACCUGUGUCAAAGAAGAGGCCACAGGAACCUAUGUGGUCAGAAUAUGGGGAGGCUGUUGGACCCGUCUUGACUGCAAGCGAUGCAUUAACAAAGCAUUUUAAGUUAGACCCUUAUAGAGUUGACCAGAAUCAAUCAGUUUGUGUGAGUGGCAUAUGCGGUCAUGUACUAUCGAGUUUGAUGGUGCUUCAAAGGGAAAUCCGGGUCAAGCAGGGGCUGGAGCUGUACUGCGAUCUGAUGAUGGAAACUUGGCUACGUGAAGGCUUAGGCGUUGCCACCAAUAACUUUGCUGAAUAUCGCGGCUUUAUACUUGGGUUAAGAUAUGCACUCACAAAAGGUUUUACAAGUGUUCGAGUUCGAGGUGACUCCAAACUUGUUUGCAUGCAGAUUCAGGGAUUGUGGAAGGUCAAAAACCAAAAUAUAUCUGGCUUGUUUGAUGAGGCUAAGAAAUUGAAGGAUAGAUUUCUCUCGUUCCAGAUUAUUCACAUUUUAAGGGACUUAAAUUCUGAGGCCGAUACCCUGGCUAACUUGGCUGUAGAUCUUGCUGAGGGACAGAUUCAGGAGGAGAUCGAUAAAUAACUUCGACUGACAAGAACCUUGCGCUUCUUCUUCCUAACGCAAUUUUGCAUUUUUUAUUGGCAUUUUCUUAUUUUCUUGGAUUUAUUGGUUGCCUCUGUAUCAUCUACUGUUGCAAUUUUGAACAGUUAAUAUGUUAAAGUGGAAUGUAAAGUAUCAGUGGCAAAGGGCUUUUAGUUUUCA